AUGCCUGAGCAAGUCUGUUCGAUCUCGGGUCUGGCAUACUUGCAACUUUCGACAUCAAGAGAACAGCUUAAAGAAGACUUGGCGGAGACUUUUGGGUUCAGAAAUUUUGACGGAAAACCGGAUGGGCUUAUUCAAAUUGAUCUCAGAUCGAACACAAAGGAAGAAAGAAUUCAUACAGCAGCUUUUGUCGGGAACUGCAACAAGGAGAUCGCCUCAAUUAUUCCCGGAUUGACUCAUAAGGUCAUAAAUUCUGAAGAGAUCAAGGAGUUCCCGGGCGCGGCAAGACGCAAAUCCAAAAUAUGUUUUGAUUUUAUUGACCACAUUGCUCUGGUCGUCCAUCUUCAGGACUUUGCCUCUACCUCCGAAUGGUAUCAGAAGACAUUCGGCUUGGUCAAAAUCGUCGAGCAUCGAAUUUCUGCCAGGAACAAUGGAAUGAUUCUCACGGUCUUAAAACCUCCUGAUUCUCAUUUUGCCAUUGUCAUAUCAGCGUCAUUGUCGAAAUCCGAUCAAACAGACCACAUAAAAAGCUAUCUCUCCCGAAACGGCCCUGGAAUCCAGCACAUUGCCUUCCACUGUAACAUUCAUCAGGAACUGAAGAAAAUUGAACAAAUAGAUUCGUUGGAAAUCGUCCCCACGCCGAUGAAUUAUUACACUCGGCCGCAUGUUCAAGAAUGCGUUCAAAAGAUCAAAUACGAUAUUCACUCCUUACAGAAAAAUAAUAUUCUGAUCGACUUUGAAGACCUAAACAAAGCUGAGAUUAUUCUUCAAGCGUUCACCAAACCAGUGCUUGAAAAUGGAGUGUUUUUUGAACUGAUUGAGCGAUGGAACGGAAGUCAAGGAUUCGGAAAACAAAAUGUUAAGGCUCUUUGGGAAGGAAUUGAAGAAAAUUGCUGA
Messenger RNA from Oikopleura dioica, 894 nucleotides. The record is from the annotation of a GenBank genome assembly. NCBI's taxonomy places the organism in Eukaryota, Metazoa, Chordata, Appendicularia, Copelata, Oikopleuridae.